GCUGAAGGUUGUUCACGUCGAUGCAGCCGCUUUCCUCUCAUUUUUAUGAAAACAACGGGACAAGGAGUCUCCAAUCGCUUCCGCAGAGGUUUGUGGUGCUCCUCGUUCGAAUUUCCUGCUGUUACAUGGUAGCACGGAGCUGAAGGCAAGAGGGAGUUGAAGAUGGCAGUGUGGAUCCAGGCCCAGCAGCUCCAGGGAGAUGCGCUGCACCAGAUGCAGUCUCUGUACGGUCAGCAUUUCCCCAUUGAGGUGCGACAUUAUCUGUCCCAGUGGAUAGAGGGCCAGCUCUGGGAUGCCAUAGACCUAGAGAACCCGCAGGAGGAGUUCAAGGCCAAACGGCUACUGGACAGUCUGAUCCAGGAGCUGCAGAACAAGGCGGAGCACCAGGUUGGAGAGGACGGCUUUCUACUGAAAAUCAAACUGGGACACUAUGCCAGCCAGCUCAAGAGCACGUAUGACCGCUGUCCGCUGGAGCUGGUCAGAUGCAUCAAACACAUCCUCUACACAGAGCAGAGGCUCGUCAGAGAGGCCACCAAUUCGAGCUCUCCGGUGGGGGGGAUGAUGGACAGCAUGUCUCAGAAAUACCAACAGAUCAACCAAGCUUUUGAAGAGCUUCGCCUGCUGACCCAGGACACGGAGAACGAUCUGCGCAAGCUCCAGCACAACCAGGAGUACUUCAUCAUCCAGUACCAGGAGAGCCUCCGCAUCCAGGCUCAGCUGACCGGCCUGUCCACGCUGCCCCCUGCUGACCGACAGCUACGGGAGCCCGCCCUUCUCAGCAAGAGAGCCACUGUGGAGGCAUGGCUGACCAGAGAGGCCAACACACUACAGAAAUACAGACUGGACUUGGCAGAGAAGCACCAGAAAACACUGCAGCUUUUGAGGAAGCAGCAGACCAUCAUUCUGGACGACGAGCUGAUCCAGUGGAAGAGACGGCAGCAGCUGGCAGGCAACGGGGGCCCGCCAGAGGGAGGCCUGGACAUCCUGCAGUCCUGGUGUGAGAAGCUAGCAGAAACUAUUUGGCAAAACAGGCAGCAGAUUCGGAGGGCAGAGCAUCUCAGACAACAGCUGCCCAUCCCCGGCCCCAUCGAAGAGCUCCUCAACGAACUCAGCAGUACGAUCACAGAUAUCAUCUCAGCAUUGGUCACCAGCACCUUCAUCAUUGAGAAACAGCCGCCACAGGUGCUGAAAACCCAAACCAAGUUUGCCGCUACAGUGCGCCUCCUAGUGGGCGGGAAGUUGAACGUGCACAUGAACCCUCCACAGGUGAAAGCCACCAUCAUUAGUGAACAGCAAGCCAAGGCCCUGCUGAAGAACGAGAACACAAGGAAUGAUAGCAGUGGAGAAAUUCUCAACAAUAACUGUGUGAUGGAGUACCACCAGACUACAGGAACUCUCAGCGCCCACUUCAGGAACAUGUCUUUGAAGAGGAUCAAGCGAUCGGACAGGCGAGGGGCAGAAUCUGUCACAGAAGAAAAGUUUACCAUUCUGUUCGAGUCGCAGUUUAGUGUUGGAGGCAAUGAGCUUGUCUUUCAAGUGAAGACGUUAUCACUUCCUGUAGUGGUGAUAGUUCAUGGUAGCCAAGACAAUAACGCCACAGCAACUGUGUUGUGGGACAACGCUUUUGCAGAGCCGGGACGGGUGCCUUUCCUCGUGCCAGAUAAGGUGCUUUGGCCUCAGCUGUGUGAUGCCAUCAACAUGAAAUACAAGGCCGAGGUGCAGAGUAACCGAGGCCUGUCGGAGGAGAACCUGGUCUUCCUGGCUCAGAAGGCCUUCAGCAGCUCCAGCAACAACCCUGACGACUACCGCAACAUGACUAUGACUUGGUCACAGUUUAACAGGGAAAGCUUGCCAGGAAGGAACUUUACAUUCUGGCAGUGGUUUGAUGGCGUGAUGGAACUCACAAAAAAACAUCUCAAACCACACUGGAAUGAUGGAGCCAUACUGGGCUUUGUGAACAAACAGCAGGCUCAGGACAUGCUGAUGUCCAAACCCAACGGUACUUUCCUGCUGCGCUUUAGUGACUCAGAGAUUGGAGGAAUUACAAUCGCCUGGGUGGCAGAAAAUCCUAACAAAGCAGGUGAGAGGAUGGUUUGGAACCUCAUGCCCUACACAACCAAAGACUUCUCCAUUCGCUCUCUGGCUGACCGCAUCAGCGAUCUCAAUCACCUCCUGUUCCUCUACCCCGACAGACCCAAGGAUGAGGUUUUCUCCAAAUAUUACACCCCACCCCUCUCCAAAGCAGUGGACGGCUACGUGAAGCCACAAAUCAAACAAGUGGUGCCCGAGUUUACUACAGCCAAUCCAGACCCAGCAAGUGGGAAUCCAACCUAUAUGGAUCACGGCGCCUCCCCAGCACCCGUCAGCCACCCUCACACCUACGGCAUAUUCCCACCUAUGAGUGACUCUAUGUUGGACGCGGACGGGGACUUCGACCUGGACGACACCAUGGACGUGGCGAGGCAUGUAGAGGAGCUCCUUCGGCGGCCUGUAGAGAGCCAGUGGGGCGGCCAACAGUCCUGACCCUUGACCUUUUAACCCGAGGCAACACCAAACAAACCCUGAUCCCCAACUUGCCCCACCCGCAUUGACAUUUCUCAUGGUUUAAUUCCAUUAAUUUCUCCAUUUUUUUCAGAUAGCUAUAAUGUGAAAUGUUAAUAAUGGUUGUGAUUUAUUUUCUUCUGUUCAGCAUGAGAGCAUGCAUGUUGGUGACUUCUCUUAUUUUUAUUUGUUUCCAUAAGUGUUUGUAAAACAGACAUUAGGUAUAAAGCAAAAACCCGCAAUGUUACAUUAUUUUGAAAAAGAAAAGGAAAGGUAAUAUUCAUUCACGUUGUGCAUGCAUUUUUCACUUGAUUUUGAAUAGAUCCAAAAGAAAAUAUGCUUCUGUAUGAAGUCAUUUUAACAGUUGAAUGUUUCUAUUUUGACAUAUUUUCUGCUCUGUAAAUGGGUUAUUCGUAUUUUGAUAGUGACGUUGCCCUUUGACAAGGAAAAAGAAACUUUCAUGAAGCAUUUUGGUUUUUGCUCUUAAUAACAUAAUCGGAGUAACUGCUCUGCAGUCAGUUUUUUUUAUCCAUAUACACUAACCUAAAGGCAGAGUGACUCUCUUUGCUCUGAGCGACUGACAGCACACACACAUCGGUACACGGUACACACGCUUAAGUGUACGAUGCAUUUGUUCUGAUUUGUUCACCAGCUGAAACCCAGGAAGGGAGGGCUCACUCAUGCGCCUCUCUAGCUCUCACAAGGCUACGUGUCUUCUGUUCGUACACAGAAAUGCAAAUCUAAGCAUUUACCCAACGCUGCCUGCUUCUCCUCUCAGGUCCUUCUGUUCCCCCUCAUGGAUGCUACCUCGCAUUAUUCUACUGACAGUCGUCGUUACCGUUGGUUUUCUUGUUGCCUCUGCACCAUAUUCACACCACUAGAUGCGGCUGUUGGGUUUUUGUUCUUGUGAUUUGUGCUACAUAUGUGAAGAAGAUCUCCUUGCUGCCCGACCGCUGACUGUUGGCUGUUCUCACCUGAUGAAGUCUAAACGCAUUGUCACGUCUGGUCGAUGUCCCUGAAUAUUCAGCUCCCCUCUGACUUUUUUCCUGCCUAUCCGUAAGCUUGUACCUGUGGCAUGACACUGUGGCAAAACCGCCCUGAGCAAGUCUCUGUGUGACACCAUGACCUGCACCAGCAGCUGAAGUUGCAAGGCAUACAGUAGAUCGAUAGAUGCAUUGGCUUUGAAUGCUUGCACGGACUCACCAGCCGCUGGGCCACAUACAGAACUCAAGGAUGAAGUGUCAUGUCACCUUCUUAGUCUGGCCUUUGUUUUUGGGUCAAGAUCAGUUUUCAGUGCGUGUCCUCUUUUUGCUACACAUGAAACAUAACAAAUACAUUGUUCUACUAGAAAAGGUUGAGACUAUUUCCCCCUCCUCUAACACACACAAACAAAUACACAAACACGCACACACACACACACACAAUGCUGAAUAACAAAAAUGUGUCAACAGCCUUGCACCUCAGGAAUGAAAUUGCUUUGCUUCGCUUAUGUACAAGCCAAAUAGAAAAAUGAUCAAUGUAUACAGAAUAUAUGAAUUUAUUUUCUCUAUCAUAAUUCUAUUUUAUUAUUGUUUCUCUGGCACUCCCCCUAUUGAAUGUAACCGCUUUGCAUGACCCUGUUGAGGAUAUUUGUUACAAAUACCUCCUGAGUCUGAGCAGACGUUUCAAGUCUUGUAUCACCAGAAGUACCAGUUUAAAAAAGGACACCAAGCAACUGGAAAUCAGAGAAGAAGAAUUUAUGAUGUACUUUUUUGUGUUUGUCCGACAGACAUUAAUAUUUAAAAUAUUCCCUCGUCUAUCUUUUCAUUUCCUCCUUCAAUCGUUUCUUUUUUUGUACAUCUGCUGAUUUUGAAAUCCCGAGCUAGAUGAGCUGUCUUACAAUAUAUCCUUCAUUACCAGUAUCCUCAUCAUCUCAUCAAAGCUUUGUUCCACUGUAGACUGUAUUUUUUCUUUGGUUUGUUUGUUGUUUUUUCGACGAUGAUGAUGUAGAUGGCGCUGUGUGCUGUUCGAUUUAUGUACCAUGUUUGUGGUUUGGGUUUAUCGCUUGGAGGUUUUCCAAGAGAAACAGCUGUUGAGUUGAAAAGAAGAAAAAUAAAGUUUUAUAAAUAAUUUUAACUAUUAUGUAAUUUAUAGCAGCAUUUGAAAAUUUACAUAAUUUUAAGAUUUGGAUGUCACUACAAAAUAAAUGCUGUUUUUUUUGUAACGUGCGCAGUCAACAACAUCGAUUUAAUCCCCGAGCAGCAGAGCGUUAAUACAGCAACAGGGAUUCCACAGGUUUGUUAACGUGUAACAAACUAUUGCACUUACCAACACACUGUGUGAGGCUUUCUGUGUGAUUUAAAAACUCACAGCU
This is a messenger RNA of Anoplopoma fimbria (sablefish), 4894 nucleotides long. RefSeq names its product signal transducer and activator of transcription 5a (gene stat5a). Bases 163 to 2523 code for a protein of 786 amino acids. NCBI's taxonomy places the organism in Eukaryota, Metazoa, Chordata, Actinopteri, Perciformes, Anoplopomatidae. The transcript is spliced from 20 exons. Gene Ontology annotation, molecular function: DNA-binding transcription factor activity, RNA polymerase II-specific; RNA polymerase II cis-regulatory region sequence-specific DNA binding. Gene Ontology annotation, biological process: cell surface receptor signaling pathway via JAK-STAT; regulation of transcription by RNA polymerase II; response to peptide hormone. The record is from RefSeq and is a predicted model, not a curated record.